This is a messenger RNA of Uloborus diversus, 1913 nucleotides long. RefSeq names its product ankyrin repeat domain-containing protein 13C-like. Gene Ontology annotation, cellular component: cytoplasm. The record is from RefSeq and is a predicted model, not a curated record. Gene Ontology annotation, molecular function: protein binding. Lineage: Eukaryota; Metazoa; Arthropoda; Arachnida; Araneae; Uloboridae.
UAGUAUUGACAUGUUACUCAUACGAGUGAAAAUUUUAAAACUUUUAAUUAAUCAGAACUAAUUACUUGAAUUAGACAAAAAUUUCUGAAAUGUGAUAAAGAAAGUUGGACUUUCUUUUCAGUAUGCCAUCAUAUCCUGUAUAAUUAUAUUUACUUUUACACUGUCAUUACUGUUAAUACAUAGUACCUGUAAAGUAUCUGUAUUUAAUACUAUGUCUGAUAAUAGUAUACGAUAUGAAUUACAUGAAUGCGUUUUUAAAAAUGAUGUUCGUAAAGUAGCAGCUAGCUUAAGGACACAUGAUGUUGCUCAAAAAGACAUGCAUGGCAAUACACCUCUCCACAUUGCUAUUAUGAAAGGUCAUAAAGAGUGUGUUCAAUUGCUUCUUGCACAUAAUGCUCCUGUCAAAGUAAAAAAUAAACUGGGUUGGAGUCCUAUUGCAGAGGCAAUAAGUUUUGGAGACCGACAAACAAUAUCAUCCUUGAUCCGGAAAAUGAAAUUGCAAUCCCGGGAAGCUAUUGAACUCAGAAGACCUGAUUUAAUCAUGGCAUUAAGUCAAAUGGGAGAUUUUUUCAUGGAAUUAAAGUGGGAUUUCCAAAGCUGGGUUCCAUUGGUUUCUAGAAUAUUGCCCUCAGAUAUUUGUAGAAUACACAAGAAAGGAUCUAAUAUAAGGUUAGAUACAACCCUUGUGGAUUUUAGUGAUAUGAAGUGGGAGAGAGGUGAUAUAAGUUUUCUUUUUGUCGGUGAUGCUAAGCCUUCCCAAUCACUGGUUGUCUUAGACAAUAAAUUGAAAGUUUUUCAAAAAAUGCGUUAUGAGGAAACUGAAGCUGAAAUUGAGGAUGAAGUUGACAUUUUGAUGAGUAGUGAUGUUGUUGCUGCACAAAUAUCCACAAAAUCAAUCACAUUCUCUAGAGCACAGUGUGGAUGGCUGUUUCGAGGGGAUCGAACUGAAAUGAUUGGUCAUUUUUUGGCUGAUGUUUACAUUAUAAAUGGGUUAAUACUAGAAUCUAGAAAAAGGAGGGAGCAUUUAACUGAUGAAGACUUGCACAAAAAUAAAGCAAUAUUUGAGAGCUUCACUAAAAGUGGGAAUCUAAUACUAGAUAAUUCUGAAAAUCAGAGGCGGAAAUCUCUUGCUCCUCCCAAAGUACGUCCUCUUUCUUGGGAAGAAUAUAUCAAUUCUGAUAAAUAUUUACAUAUUGGGAGACCAAUGAUUUGCAAAGAAACGGAAAAACACUUCAAGGCAACCUUAGCAAUGUCCGAAGAUUUUCCAUUGUCAGUGGAAUCUUUGCUUAAUGUGUUAGAAGUCAUUGCUCCUUUCAAACAUUUCAAGAAGUUGAGAGAUUUUGUACAAAUGAAGCUUCCUGUCGGGUUCCCUGUCAAGAUAGAUAUUCCCAUUCUGCCUACUGUGACUGCCUGCAUCACAUUCCAGGAUUUUCAGUUCAGUGUGGGAAUUCCAGAUUCAUAUUUUGAAAUUCCAACAGAUUAUCAAGAAGAUCCUUCAAGAUUUCCGGAUUUAUGAUUACCGUUCUCAUUCUCACUGCCCAUAUCAUUUGAACUUGAAUUGAUGAUGAUGAUAAUGUGAAAAAAUAAAAAUCUAGUAAUCUGCAAUUUUUCUGCACUCAAAUUAUAUCACAAUGUACAUCACUUGAUUAAUACGUGACACGCUCAAUCAAUUUUAAUUUUACAAGAACUCUCUUUUAUAUUGAACUCAUCUGGCCAUAUCACAGGUCAAUUAACAGAAUAUUUUUCAAUAAAGAACUUUGCAAUAUUGUGAAUAAUUACAUCUUGGAAAGUAUAUUUUCGCAAUAGAUCAAUCUUGCAUUUGCCUUUGCAGAAAAUGAAAGUGAUCACAUGCUUCUUCAUCAGCAUUCAUAUGCAUACUUCUCAAUUUGAUUGUUUUUGUUGAGAAACCGCAA